AUGCAUCUACUCGAUUUGCCAGUAGAGCUUUUGCACGAAAUCCUUGGUUGGGCUAUUUUAGUCCGGGGAAUCAAGCGCGGCCUCCGGUUACGGCUUGUGAAUAGUAGGCUUUGCUCUGCCGACUGUGCCAUCUUCUGCUUACCAACGGCUAUAGGGAUCUUUGCUAGCGAGAUUGUGGCUGCGCUUUCGCUAUUGAAGCUUCUUGAUACCUACUUCAAGCCCCUGCCCGUUGGCAGCGACGAGGCUGUACCUUCUAUCGCUACAACGUAUCUUGAACGCCGAGUGUUGAACGAGCGUCGCGGUGGGGCUCCUGUGCUACUCUGGAUUCGCAGCGUCGCCAACCGACUAAGCCAAGAGACGGAUGACGAACGAAACGAGUACGACUACGUUCGGCAGCUAUGCCCUCUUGUGUUAGAAACAUAUAGCCUACGCGUACGCCUCGACGAGCUAUGGACGGUGGACCAAGCCGUGGGAUGGUAUGACGGGCUUUUCAACGAGAGCAACUUAGAAACUGAUGUCUAUAUCACUGCCGUAUACACACAAACGCUCUCUGUUGUUUCCAGAUGGAUCUCGAGCAGAAGGGGUUUGGCGAAAAGCAGUCAUCUCUUUGGUAGGGCACAUCACCAUGCGGCUCGGUACGGUAACCACGAGCUUCUUGCUGCUAUGAUGGACCUACGGUACGAGGAUGACUUUCAAAGACUGCGAACAUCCUUUCUCGUAGAAGCUGCCGAGUAUGGGCGUGUAGGCGUGACGCGGUUCGUGUUGGAUUUCCAGGCCGUAGAGCGUCCGUGGUUAUUUUCAAGAAAGAUUAAACGGCCGUCCUAUCUCUCUUCUAACGAAAGAGAGCUAGCUUUGCUAAAUACACCUAGUUGGGAGAUUUUUAACGUGGUGAUGGAGAAACGAAGGGAGCACUGCGUUAGCAGAACGUUUGGUAUUAAGGAAUACACAGGAUUCUUGGCAUAUAGCGCAAGACAUGGGUGGGUAGAUAUGACAGAGCGCUACCUUGCUCUUGGAGCGCGUGUAGACGGCCUAGGAUUGUCUAGCGAGUACAGGCAACGACCCCUUCUAGGCGCUUGUAGAAACGGGCACAAGGACGUAGUUCAGGUGUUGUUAGAACAUGGUGCGAGUGCGUGUAAGCCGGCGUUGGAGACAGCAGUACAAAAUGGACAUUUUGAAGUUGUUUCUCUGCUUCUGGAGUACAAUGCGGAGCAAGGGAAUGCACUUACGGAAGCGGUUUGCAAGGGGUACCGAAGCAUUGUUCGUAGGCUAAUAGGGCGUGGAAGCUACGACAAAGAAUUUCUGCAAGGCUUGCUCGAUCGGGCGGUUGAGAUUGAGGACCAGGCUAUGUUGGAAGAUCUGCUAGAAUAUAGUAGAGGUGCUAGAGUAGGCAGAGUAGAAUUCGGAAAAGAGGUCAAAAAAGAGAUAGUUAAGAAUAAAGCGUAA
Alternaria postmessia is the source of this 1443-nucleotide messenger RNA. RefSeq lists its product as uncharacterized. Lineage: Eukaryota; Fungi; Ascomycota; Dothideomycetes; Pleosporales; Pleosporaceae. The coding region runs from base 1 to 1443 and encodes 480 amino acids. The record is from RefSeq and is a predicted model, not a curated record. Gene Ontology annotation, molecular function: protein binding. The transcript has a single exon.